Molecule: messenger RNA, 2456 nt
Organism: Astrephomene gubernaculifera
Lineage: Eukaryota; Viridiplantae; Chlorophyta; Chlorophyceae; Chlamydomonadales; Astrephomenaceae
Source: the annotation of a GenBank genome assembly
CCUCUCCCAACAAUUACCUUGCCGUCAUAAUAGUGCUAAAACUGGUAAAAGGCGGGAUGGCGCCAAGGGCAUGGCACGUUGCAAGUUGCCGCAUGCGCUUGGAACCUCUGGAAAUACUAGUAUACGCCCUGCAUGUGUCUGUGUAGAGAGACGUUUUAUGUAGAGAUUUCUCGUCGACCACUUGCUCGGGCACACUUGAUUGGUAAUGUAGUCGCGGGAGAGCGCUCUAGCUGCUACUCCAGCAGAGUCUACCGCUUCGCUAUCUUUUAUUAGGGGUAUCAUAGUCAUGGAUAGAAACACUUACGACGGAAUCCAUGGCGCUAACGCCAUACCGCCAACCGCAGCACCAGCGGCAGUUGCAGGCCGGGGCAAAAAUGUUCGGCUUCGGCCAUCCCCUACGCCACCCAAUGCUAGCAGCAGCGGCAGGGGCAAGGGAGCUGCCAGUGCUGCUGCUGCCCUUGCUGCCGCGGAAACUGGCACUGCAGGCGGCUCUGCGACACGCCCUGAGCACUCGGGCGGGACUUCUGCCCUCCCUCGUCAACAGCAGGGUCGCCCAUCCCGGCAACCGCAACCGCAACCGCAGUCCUCCUUGCAACCCCACCCCCAGCAACAACAGCUAUUGUACCAGCAACAGCAGCACCAUGCCCCAGCUCCUGCAGCAGCCGCAACAGCAGCAGCCGCAGCAGCCGCACCGGCCCCCCGGCUGGCUGCUGCUGCAGAGGCCCUGCAGCUGCUGGACAGCAGGUGGGGCUUCAACGCGGCGGGCGCAAGCAAGCUGCUGUCCGACUCCGCCUCAGCCGCCAGCGACUUCCGAGUUAUAGGCGUGCUGGGAGGCCAGGGCUCCGGCAAGUCCUCACUCCUCAACACGCUGCUGUACGACAGCCCGGCAGCGGAGAGGCUGGCCGCCGCCGCCGCAGCAGCAGCAGCUGGCGGCGCUGGCACCAGCGGUGGUAGCAGCGGUGAAGGGCAGCAGGGAUUUGGCGCCGUGGGUGGCAUCAUGCCGCCGUUCGCAGUGGCAGCGGCGAGCAGGCACGGAGGCACGGCAGCAGCAGCGGCAGCGGCAGCACCGCCGCUGGGGGCACAGGGAGGGACAGCCGCAGCAGCGGCCGCAGCGGCAGCGGCUGCGGCUCUAGGAGUGGGCAGUUCGCAGCAGCGUCAAGCAGCGGCAGCGGCAGCGCAGAUGCAACAGCAGCAGCAGCAGCAACAGUCCUGUUGCGCUCACACGACCUCGAGGCUGGAGCUGAGGCUGCACCCCGGCGACCGCACGCUGCUGCUGGACUGCCCUCCGCUGUGGAGCGCAGCAUGGCUGGAGCAGCUGGCGGCCAGUCCGGAACCUCCCUGCCCGCACGCGGCUGCCUCUGCCGCCGGCAGUGGCGGGGGCGGCGGCGCAGGAAGGGCCACUAUCAUGUCCCGGAUCAUCGCUGACGCUCGGUCCCGCGGCGAGUCCUUCCUGUCGGCGGAGGCGGUGGGGGAGCUGCUGGGUCUGCAGCUGGGGGCGCUGAUGAUGGCGGCGUGCCACGUGGUGGUUGUGAUGGUGGAUGCGGUGGACGAGCCGCGGCUGUGGGAAUACCUGCAGGUAGUGGACAUGAUUGCGCACUGCCUGCCCGACGUGGCAACUGCAGCAGCAGCAGGGGCAGCGCUUUCGGGGCCUUCGGGACCUGCGGGCAGCAGCAGCGGUGGCGGUGGCGGCCCCAUGCGCUCCAAAUGAUGAGUCAGGCUGCUGCAGCAGCAAGGCGAGUAGCGGAGGUGGUUGUCGUACUUUGCGGUGUUGAUGAUGAUGACUUCACCGUGCGGCACCUGCGGCCCCAAUACGAGCUGCUCCGGCUGGCCCUCGCGUCCUCCCGCUUGCUGUACACCGGACCGGAAGGUCAUGCCAUCAGCAUUAUACGGCACCUGGAGUACUGCAGAGGCGGCGGUGGCGGAGUCGGAGGUGGUACGGGAGCAGCGGAGGCGGCCACCAGUUGCACGUCUGGUGGCGACGACCGACCUACCAACGGCAGCAACGGCUAUGGCAGCAGCGGCAGCGCUGAUAGGGGCGGCGCUGACAGCCUCCACUUCUGGGCCCUGCCUCGUUGCCUUCACCGCUACCACCAGCACCAGCACCAGCACUAUGAGGACCAAGACGCUACCGGCGUCAGCAGCAGCCCCUCUUACCUUCCUCUACCACCACCGUCAUCGUCAUCAGUGUCAUGUUCCCCAUUGCAUCACCUGCUUCAACCGCUGAGGUCAGCGCUGCUGUCACUGCCCAAACGCCCCCUAGGGGUGGCCCCAGCACCGCCGCAGCACCCCCACCCGCAACAGCAACAGCACCCGCAUCCCUCCACGACAAUGACGGCCAUGCCACGGGUGUUGAGUGAGCGGGAUUGGUUGCGGGGGUUGGAGCGGUUGUGGAGCCGCGAGCUGCAGCAGGCAUGUCCGCCCCUGGAGCGGUACAUGCUGGCCCGCAUGCAGGGGGU